Phragmites australis (common reed) is the source of this 384-nucleotide messenger RNA. Its product is annotated as protein argonaute 18-like. NCBI's taxonomy places the organism in Eukaryota, Viridiplantae, Streptophyta, Magnoliopsida, Poales, Poaceae. The record is from RefSeq and is a predicted model, not a curated record. The transcript has a single exon. Bases 1 to 384 code for a protein of 127 amino acids.
AUGGGGGCGGCGCGUCUUAGUGGCGGCGCGUCCUGGCGGCGGCGUGUCCUGGCGGCGCUCGCAUGGGGCGGGAGCGGCGGAGCCGGCGGCGGUGGACGGCGUGGCGCGUGGCAGUGCUCGGGCAGGAGCAGCGAAAGCCGGCAGCGGCGGACGCGGUUCCGGCGGCACUCCUAUAGGAGCGACGGAGCCGGCGGCGGUGCGACGCACGGCUGCGCUCCGGCGGGGGUGACAGAAGCCGGCGGUGGUGCGGCGAGGGCGGCGCUAGCGGUCGCUUCGAGCGACGGCGGCGGUGGGAGGUGCAAGGCCCACCGCAGGAGCUGGCGGGGGUGCAGCGGCGCCGCUCCGGGAGGUGGUCGGAGGGGCCGGCGUCAAAGCGCGACGUGA